Messenger RNA from Stereum hirsutum FP-91666 SS1, 1518 nucleotides. RefSeq names its product major facilitator transporter. The coding region runs from base 1 to 1518 and encodes 505 amino acids. Gene Ontology annotation, biological process: transmembrane transport. NCBI's taxonomy places the organism in Eukaryota, Fungi, Basidiomycota, Agaricomycetes, Russulales, Stereaceae. Gene Ontology annotation, molecular function: transmembrane transporter activity. The record is from RefSeq and is a predicted model, not a curated record. The transcript is spliced from 9 exons.
AUGACUUCUCUAGAUCGAACUACCUCUAGCAUCGGAGGAGACGAACAUACCCCUCUCCUCCGUCAUCGAGACAACGAUGAUGGCGACGCCAACUAUACCUCAGCAAAAAGCACAGUAUCCGUGUCUCCACCGUAUACUCCCCUACCGAAACUGCAGCUUGGAGUCUGUAUCUUGAUUCAGUUUGCGGAGCCCAUCACUGCGCUGUGUAUCUUGCCAUUCAUCAACCAGCUCGUAUCCGAACUAGAUAGCACCCGUGGCGAUCAGAGUCGAGUGGGCUACUACGUUGGUAUAAUUGACUCGCUGUUCUUUGCUGUGGAGGCAAUCACGGUUCUGCAGUGGAGCCGUCUUUCAGAUCGUAUCGGUCGUAAGCCUGUGCUGCUGAUUGGCUUGUUUGGACUGACUAUCUCCAUGAUCUGCUUCGGUCUAUCUCGCACGUUCUGGACACUUGUUAUCAGCCGCUGUCUCGCUGGAGCCCUCAAUGGCAAUACUGGGGUCAUGAAGAGCCUCACAGCUGAGUUGACGGAUGAGACAAACAUUGCGCAAGCUUUUGGCCUCAUGCCUGUAGUAUUUGCCUCCGGUUCCACUAUUGCGUCUUUUAUGGGUGGUGUAUUGUCCCGUCCUAGCGAUAGGUUUCCGAAGGCCUUCAGCAGUACGUUCUGGAAACAAUAUCCGUACUUUCUUCCUUGUGGUGUGGCGGCUGCUUUUUGCGCACUGUCCUUCCUUGCCACGGCACUUCUCUUACAAGAGACCCUACCCAAAGCCAAAAGCGCAUCCGAAUCGCAUCCAGCUCUUACCGAGGCGAAUUCCUCCACGCCACAUUCACUAGACGCAUCUGUCUCUGAACCUACUCCGCUCCGCAAACUCAUUAAAAACAGAGCCGUCAUCAUCUCCGUGAGCAACUACGGCUCCCUCGCCCUUCUCGACAUCGCCCUCUUCGCCUUGAUCCCUCUAUUCUACUCCACCCCCAUCUCACUCGGCGGCCUUGGCUUCCCACCCUCUACGAUUGGGUACUGCAUAGGUGCCUUUGGUCUGUUCAACGGCCUGUUCCAAGCGGUAUUCUUCAACAAAAUCGUAAAGCUGUUAGGCUCGAGAAUGGUUUUCAUGAUGGCUAUGAGCGUCUUUGCACCGUUGUUCGGGCUAUUUCCCGUAAUUGGUUACCUGGUUAGGAGGGAGAUGAGUAUGUCAUGGGAAGUUUGGGCUGUCGUGGCGCUUCAACUGUGCUUGCUUGUGAUUAUGGAUAUGGGCUACGGCUGUAUCUUCAUGUUCAUCACCGCCGCCUCACCUAAUCCGCACUCUCUCGGAGCCACAAAUGGACUCUCUCAAACAGUAGCCUCCAUCGUCCGAACCAUCGGCCCCACACUAUCGACGUCUCUCUUCGCAAUCUCGAUAGAGCGGAAUCUGAUGGGUGGUAAUGCUGUCUAUCUUCUUAUGAUUGGGUUCUCUCUCUCGUCAAUAUGGUUGGCAAGAUGUUUGCCGGAGGACGUGAGUCGCAAGGAGAAGGAGAUUGGGGGUAGUUGA